AUGGAUCUGACCAGCAGCUCGGGCGGCGGCGACCCUCGGCAGAUCGAGGAGACCAAGCCGCUGCUGGGGGGCGACGUGCCGGCCCCCGAGGGCACGAAGAUGGGCGCCGUGCCCUGCCGCCGGGCCCUGCUGCUGUGCAACGGGAUGAGGUACAAGCUCCUGCAGGAGGGCGACAUCCAGGUCUGUGUCAUCCGGCACCCGCGCACCUUUCUCAGCAAGAUCCUCACCUCCAAAUUCCUGAGGCGCUGGGAGCCGCACCACCUAACGCUGGCCGACAGCAGCCUGGCGUCCGCCACGCCAACUGGGUACAUGGAAAACUCCGUCUCCUACAGCGCCAUUGAAGACGUUCAGCUGCUGUCCUGGGAGAACGCCCCGAAGUACUGUUUACAGCUCACAAUUCCUGGGGGAACUGUCCUGCUGCAGGCCGCCAACAGCUACCUGCGAGACCAGUGGUUCCAUUCUCUGCAGUGGAAGAAAAAGAUUUACAAAUACAAGAAAGUCCUGAGUAACCCGAGCCGUUGGGAGGUCGUCCUGAAGGAGAUUCGGACGCUGGUGGACAUGGCUCUGACAUCCCCUCUGCAGGACGAUUCCAUCAACCAGGCCCCACUGGAAAUCGUCUCAAAACUGCUCUCAGAGAACACAAACUUGACCACCCAGGAGCACGAGAACAUCAUCGUGGCAAUCGCUCCUUUGCUGGAAAACAACCAUCCACCACCCGAUCUCUGUGAAUUCUUCUGCAAGCACUGCAGAGAGCGGCCCCGGUCCAUGGUGGUCAUCGAAGUGUUCACCCCCGUGGUCCAGAGAAUCCUGAAGCAUAACAUGGACUUUGGGAAGUGCCCGCGACUGAGGCUGUUUACUCAGGAGUACAUCCUUGCCUUGAACGAGCUCAACGCGGGGAUGGAGGUGGUGAAGAAGUUCAUUCAGAGCAUGCAUGGCCCCACGGGGCACUGCCCCCAUCCCCGGGUCCUGCCCAACCUGGUGGCCGUGUGCCUGGCCGCCAUCUACUCCUGCUACGAAGAGUUCAUCAACAGCCGCGACAACUCCCCCAGCCUGAAGGAGAUCCGGAACGGCUGCCAGCAGCCCUGCGACCGGAAGCCCACCUUACCUCUGCGCCUUCUGCACCCCAGCCCGGACCUGGUGUCUCAGGAAGCCACGCUGUCCGAGGCACGGCUCAAGUCAGUGGUCGUGGCCUCCAGCGAGAUCCACGUGGAGGUGGAGCCCGCCAGCACUGCCAAGCCGGCGCUGACGGCCAGCGCGGGCGACGACAACGAGCCCAACCUCAUCGACUGCCUCAUGGUCAGCCCCGCCUGCAGCACCAUGAGCAUCGAGCUGGGCCCGCAGGCCGACCGCACGCUCGGCUGCUACGUGGAGAUCCUCAAGCUGCUGUCGGACUAUGAUGACUGGAGACCAUCUCUGGCCAGCCUGCUUCAACCCAUUCCAUUCCCCAAAGAAGCUCUCGCGCACGAGAAGUUCACCAAGGAACUGAAGUACGUGAUUCAGAGGUUCGCCGAAGACCCUCGACAAGAGGUCCACUCGUGCCUGCUGAGCGUGCGAGCCGGCAAGGACGGCUGGUUUCAGCUCUACAGCCCCGGAGGGGUGGCCUGUGAUGACGAUGGGGAGCUGUUUGCCAGCAUGGUGCACAUCCUCAUGGGCUCCUGUUACAAGACCAAAAAAUUCCUGCUCUCCCUGGCGGAGAACAAGCUGGGUCCGUGCAUGCUCCUGGCGCUAAGGGGGAACCAGACCAUGGUGGAGAUCCUGUGCUUGAUGCUGGAGUACAACAUCAUCGACAACAAUGACACGCAGCUGCAGAUCAUCUCGACCCUGGAGAGCACGGGCGUGGGGAAGCGCAUGUAUGAGCAGCUGUGCGACCGGCAGCGGGAGCUGAAGGAGCUGCAAAGGAAAGGCGGGCCCACCAGGCUAACACUGCCCUCCAAGUCCACAGACGCUGACUUGGCUCGUUUGCUGAGCUCUGGCUCCUUCGGAAACCUGGAGAACCUCAGUUUGGCCUUCACCAACGUAACCAGUGCCUGCGCUGAGCACCUCAUCAAACUGCCUUCUCUCAAGCAGCUAAACCUGUGGUCCACUCAGUUCGGAGACGCCGGCCUGCGGCUCCUGUCGGAACACCUCACGAUGCUUCAGGUGCUGAACCUGUGCGAGACGCCCGUCACCGACGCCGGCCUGCUGGCCCUCAGCUCCAUGAAGAGUCUCUGCAGCUUAAACAUGAACAGCACCAAGCUCUCGGCGGACACCUACGAAGACCUGAAGGCCAAGCUGCCCAACCUGAAGGAGGUGGACGUCCGCUACACGGAAGCCUGGUGA
Messenger RNA from Rangifer tarandus platyrhynchus (Svalbard reindeer), 2319 nucleotides. The record is from the annotation of a GenBank genome assembly. NCBI's taxonomy places the organism in Eukaryota, Metazoa, Chordata, Mammalia, Artiodactyla, Cervidae.